AUGACUACUACAAGCCCUAUUGGACUUACAAAUAACGAAUUAACUGUUAAAUUAGUAAAUAGUGAUUAUAUUGUCAGUGAAUCAAUUACUGUGGAUACAUCAUCAUCUAUGGAUGUGGAUUCAAAUGGUACAACUCCAUGGGAUACAGGAUCUAUAUUACAUAAUCAAUCCAUUAUAAAUAAUGAUGAAAUAACAAUGAAAAGAAAUGAUUUAGAAUUGAUUACAUCAUAUUCAAUUGAUUCAACUAAUCUGAUUCCAAUUAGUAAUUCUACUAGUAAUAAUAAUAAUAGUAAUAAUAAUAAUAAUAAUAAUAAUAACCUUACAAAUACUACUUGCAAAAUGAAUACAUUAUCUUAUAUACCACCAGGAUUAAUAUCUAUUAUGAAUGAAUCCAAGUGUUUAACAGUAUGUGCUAUUGGACAUUUUUCAAUUGGUCAUACAUGGGGACCAUAUCUUAUUCAUAUUGGUUCAGAACUUAGACAAAAGCUUAUAGCUUAUUCAACAGAAAUUGAUCCUGAUUUCUUAGUUACAUUAACUGUAAAGAACAAAGAUUCCACUCAUGAAAAUGCAAAUAGUUUAACUGUUGGAGAAGAACAUACAUGGAUAAGAGUUAUACACGAGACUGGUCUUCGUUCUGAUAAGAAUGAACAUAAUUUAGAUAUUUUAGUUGAUCCUAUUUUGAAAACAAUUACAUUACAAACUAGAUCAGAUAUUAAUCCACAAGACUUCCUGAUAGGUGUGGUACGUAUUGUAUCAGACAGUCAGAAAGCAGAACAAACAUCAAUGUCGAGUGGUCAUAGUUCAACGUUGCAUAACAGCACAAAGUCAUCGACAUCAACUUCUAUCUUAACAUCAUCUUCAAAUAAUUUACCUUCUACUGGACCUAGGCGGGAUAAAAAGUGUACACAUUGUGGAAUAUCAUUUUCCAAUCUGGAUACUUUGAACGCACAUAUGACACAUUAUUGCUCUCGAAGACCAGGACUAAUUUCAUCGACUUCAGCUGGUGUUCAGCCAUCAGUGUCUGUAUCUGUAACACACUCUGACAAUUCAACAAAUAAAAGUACAAAUAACAAGUUCAACAAUCAACGACAAACUUCAUCUCAAUCUUUUGGAACUAAUGCAUUAGGUUCCAAUUUCCCUGUUAACUCAAGUUCCUCAGUAUCUACUGCCAAAUACAACACAAUAGCAGAAAAUAACUCCGAAUCGAAUCCAGUAAAUAUACAUGAAGAAAAUUUAUUUGAUUCAAUCCAAAUGAGUAAUUUAAUUAAUCCUACAUUUUUAAAUUUAUUUGGAGUCGGUGAUAAUACAUAUCUUUCUCAAAUGUUUCAAAAUCCUUUGGCUUACUUUAUGCUUCCGAUGAUAUCACGUCUUAUUCCACCAAUAAAUCUUGACACACAAGGGAAUGAAUCAAAUUUGAAUAUUCCUUUAUGCAAUCAAUCUGUUAAUCAUACCUUAUCUCCGACAGUUAUGAAACAACCAUCAUCAACAUCAGACAAAAUGACAAACAAUCAUUUAUCUGAUUUUACAACGAAAAUUGAUUCAUCAGAAACUCACCUAAGCACUACUCAGUUUAAUACAUCAAACAUUCAAAAUAAUAAGUCUCAUAAUUCAGAGCACCUAGCACCAAGAGUUCUUUUUUGUCCAAACUGUCAACAAUUAUAUACAUCCCAGUAUCUUUCUACAUUUCCACCUAAUUCAAACAAAUUAGAACCUUUUAUGAUAAAUUCCGGUGAAACAUCUUUGAUGAAUCAAAAUAUUGAAAGCGUAGACAAUAUGUUAAGUAGCAAUGAUAUGGUAUGGACUUUAUCACAACUUUCAUCUAUGGCUCAUCGAUUUGGACUAAUACUUGCUGCUCCGUUAGUAACGGCGAAUGGUUUGCAGUACAUUCCUGUUAAUUUAAACUCUAAACUUACAGAAAAGCAUAAUUCAGAAAAGUAUCAAAACAAUGAGAGCGUUAAUGGUUUUAAAAGUACUAAUACUACUACUACUACUACUACUACUAAUACUAAUACUACUAAUAACAACGAUUUCCAAACACUGAAUAAUAAAAGACAAUGCACUACACCAAUUUCAUCAUGUGAAUUUAUCAAUGAUUCAUUGAAUUCAUCAAAUAAUAGUAACAAUUCUUCAGUAACAUUAUCUCCUUCAGGUUAUCUAACUACUUCUACAAACUUCUUUGGUAAUAAACAACCUGAAUCAUCAUCAUCAUUACCUCGAUUAAAUACUUCAAACAUAUUAGAUUUAUCAGCGAAUCCAUCGAAUCCCCAAUUAUUAAACUCCUUUAAAUUGUACAAUACAAUAAAUGAAUUCAGAGAUAAUCAACAACAACAACAAAGUUACUGUCAAUCCCAAUUAUUUCCACAGAAGAAAAAAGAACAAUUUGAUAUGGUAAAAGAUUCUAGCUCUUCUUCUAAUGGAACUCUUAAUCCUCCGAAUAAUUCAUUACUCAAUGUCCCAUGUCAUACAGAAGAUAGUCGUAAUGAUUUUGUAUCUUUAUUAGAUAAUCAAACACCCAUCGAGAAUAAUAAUAAUGUGGAUAAAAAUUUACUUCAUGCAUUUUCUCAAAUGUUAUCACAAGCCAAUGGAUUAUCAACUAAUUCACAAACCAUACCAUUCUCAUUUAACGUCAAUCAACUUUUAUUUAUGCUAUAUGCUUCCUUAGCAACUAAUUCAAUGAGUAUUCAAUCAUCAUUUAAUUUAAAUACAUUGAUGACUGAACCUGUGUCAAGUAAUGUCACUAAUGUUAUUUCACCUGAUACAAUAUCCCAUUCAGUUAAUCCAUCUAAUUCAAAUAAUACCCUGAAUUCUGUUGCUAAGACGAUAACAGAUAACUGCGAUAAUGGUACUAACAAUACUACUUUUAUGAGUAGUAUUCAUAGUAAUAUGUAUAAAAAAUUUAUUUCUUUAUCUUCUAUACCAUUUUCUCCAAUAAGUAUUAAUCCUUUAAUUUCUUCAUCAUCUGAUCAAUUAAUAAAUACAUCAAGUAAUAAUAAUACAUUACAAAGCACAUUUCCUAUCAUGACAAAAUCGAUCUCCACUAUUCCUACAGGUGUAAUCAAUAAUAUACCAAUCAAUUCAAGUCAACAUUUCACUUCCACGUCUCCAUCUGUAAAUAAACCAAAUUCAACUGGUAUUACCGGUACCAGUGUUAAUGAUAGUAGUAAUAAUAAUAGUAGUUCAUCAGUUUUAAAUUUACUUCCAGCUCUUAAAUUGUUAGGAUCAAUAUUUCCUCAAUUUUCAACGAUAGAACAGAACCACCACCACCACCAACAACAACAACAUCAACAACAUGAACCUCAAAUACAACAGAUAAAUACUGAUUCAUGCUCUAGUUCAAAACAGAGCAAGUUAUCAACACGAGGAAUAAAUACAGAACAAUUGAUUAGUCCAGCCACAUCACCACAACCAACAGUUUUAAGGCCUUAUUUAUGCAAAUUUUGUCGGACUCGUUUCCAGGCAUUUAGUACUUUCCAGGCCCAUCAACAAUUCUACUGUCAAGGUCGAAAAGAAGUUAUGAAACAAUUACACACAUCCACUACAAAUUCAGUUACAUCACAUAUACCUACCUCCCCUGGUAAUCAUACUGUUUUAAAUUGCACUACAACAACCGGUUCACCAGCUAGUAAACGUCGCUGUACUACAACUGACAGUCUUUCAUCUACUGGUCAUAACCUAAAUCAUACUGGAAGUUCUUCAAACAAUCAGACAAAUUCGUCUACAUCUAGUAGUGGUGAUGAAGCUGAAAGUGUUAAAAGUAAUAGGUUAUCACCAUCAGGUUCAAAAUUGUCACCAAAUCGUAAUUUACAAAUCAAUCAAGAAGUUAAUACAGAUUGUGAAACAGAUCAAUCAAAUUCAACUCAUUGGGAACCUUGUGGAGCAACUGAACUACGUUGUUCUGCAUGUGGUUACGUUGGUCAAACCCCACGUGGCAUGAAAAUGCACAGAAAACUUCAUGAAUGUAAUGGUGUCACAUCAAAGAAUUCUAAAUCUACUUGUGAAAUCAAAACAGAAAAUGGUAUACUCCCUAAAAAUUUCGAUAUCAAUCAACAUAUUAGUAAUGAUCAUAAUUCAUCUAUAUUAAAUAAUCUAAAGAAAUUACAUAAAACAACGAAUGACACCAACAGUAACAGUAAUGUAUUCUUGGAUGAUUUUGUCAAAAAAGAACAAUUCUAA
Molecule: messenger RNA, 4173 nt
Organism: Schistosoma rodhaini
Lineage: Eukaryota; Metazoa; Platyhelminthes; Trematoda; Strigeidida; Schistosomatidae
Source: the annotation of a GenBank genome assembly